GUUUUAUACUGACGCAGACUGACGUUGGUGACCAACCAAACAGGAAGUUUUAGUUGAAAGACAGUCGCUGCGAAGGCACCAGCUGUGAGGGCAAGAAUAAUCCGCUGAGCCGCUGCUGCCAUUAUGUUGUCGGAGGGAGGCUCUUUCAUGAAGGGGAUGGUGAUGGGCGGCCUCUUCUGCUUGGUGCUGUCGCUGCUGGGCAGCUUCAGCCCCGUCACCGAGUCCAGGACGGACGACAACCACCACCACCAUCAUCACGUCAAGGCUGCAAGCAAAGACGAGCUCCAGCAGCUCUCUGACAGCCGGCUGCAGGAGCUGAACAACCAACUGCAGGUCUACUGCGUCGUCAUGGUGCAGCCCAAAAGCCUCGUCUACUGGGCCACGGCGCUGGACACCUGGACCAAGCACUGCGACAAGGCCGAGUUUUACACCUCGGAGGCCUCCAAGGCACUGGAGGCCAUAGACCUGAACGAGAAGGAUGACUGGGCAAGGUUGCGUAAGGCUCUGAAGCACGCCUACGAGAACGCCGGGGACAUCCGCUGGUUCUUCGUGGCUCAGCCCAACACCUUCGCCAUCAUCGAGAACCUCAAGUACCUGGUGCUCACCAAAGACCCGGAGCAGCCGUUUUACCUGGGGAAGUCGGUGAAGUCCGGGGAGCUGGAGUACGUUGAGUUGAACAGCGGCAUCGUCCUGAGCUACGAGGCUCUGAAGAGGCUGGUGAACGUCUUCCAGGACGAGGACAAGUGUCCAGAGAGAGGACGGCAGCUGUGGAAGCUGAGCGACGACAAGCAGCUUGCCGUGUGCCUCAAGUUCACCGGCGUGUUUGCGGAGAACGGAGAGGAUGUCCACGGGAAGGGCCUGUUCAACAGCAAGACGGUGGACAGCCUGAUAUCGGAAAGCAUGAAGCAGAACCCCAGCAACGUGGUGGAGGGCUGCUGCUCCGACCUGGCCGUCACCUUCAGCGGCCUGUCCGCCAACCAGAUGCAGGUCAUGAUGUUCGGAGUUUACAGGCUCCGUCCGUACGGACACGACUUCCACGACUUAUUGACAUUUUUCCCUCCCAAAGGCUCAGACAACGACUAGCCUCGCUCUGUCGUUUUGAAGAUUUUGCUUCUGUGAUGGCAAACCUGACUCUAGAUAUUUGUUUACGAGGCUUGAUCCUGGGGGGAGUUCUGUAUAUUUGUAACUUUUUGCACUUGACUUGGCCGGUGCCGGAUGUCUGUGGAUCUGAGACUGGAUCAUCUCGGUUUGGAUUUUGGUUCCUGAAGUUUUGUUCUCAGUCUUUAAGCUUCUGUUUUGUUAUUGUAAAAUAACAUUCUAAAUCUGUGAAAUUCCACCUGUUAUCAGAUUUAAUGUUUUAUUGUUGCACCAUUAAAUCUGCAUUAUGUAAUUUUUAUACUUUUA
Messenger RNA from Poecilia reticulata (guppy), 1404 nucleotides. It is a transcript of the gene c1galt1c1, whose product is annotated as C1GALT1-specific chaperone 1. Gene Ontology annotation, molecular function: N-acetylgalactosaminide beta-1,3-galactosyltransferase activity. The record is from RefSeq and is a predicted model, not a curated record. Lineage: Eukaryota; Metazoa; Chordata; Actinopteri; Cyprinodontiformes; Poeciliidae.